Molecule: messenger RNA, 1392 nt
Organism: Daucus carota subsp. sativus
Lineage: Eukaryota; Viridiplantae; Streptophyta; Magnoliopsida; Apiales; Apiaceae
Exons: 6
Coding region: 170-1186 (338 amino acids)
Source: RefSeq, a predicted model, not a curated record
UUUGGAGUCUCUGGACGCUCUGAAGGCGAUUUUUUGAUUUGUUUUCAUCUUUGAACAUCAUUUGGGGCAAGGUGGGCUAGUUACGUCCUUGUUGACGGGGCGUUUCAAUUGUAGAACGAAUAGGAAUACGCCUAUACUGAUCUAUUCUUUUGCGCUCUUGUCUUACUGAAUGGAUAAAGGGAAAGCUCUGCAGACGUCGUUCCAGAAGCUUAAUUUGAACCCUAAUUCCAAUAAGUCUACCAGUGCCCAUACUAUCCAAUCGCCCACAGUAUUAACAGUUGAGAAGCGAAAACCUGUUCCAACUUUGGUUACUUUAUGCAUUCAAGUAAUUGGAAGUCAUUUGGAAGAUAUCAUCGACGACUUGCCCCAAAUUGCUUUUAAGUUACCCUCUCAUGUUAAGAUAACAAUAGCAGCGAUUGCAAGAAGAAGAAGGUUACUGGAUGAUAAUGUGAUGAUGGCACUGGCUGAGAGUUCAUGGGAUAUCCUUGAUGUAUCUGAUUCAGAUGUGUCUGAUUAUGGAAUAUCAGUAGUAGCGAAGAGAUUUAAAUGUCUACGAGCAGCUGAUAUAAGCCGAUGUAGCAAAAUCUCAUCAAUUGGUGUUUCUCAGAUUCUGCAGCAUUGUGAUUCAUUACAAAUUUUAAGAUGGGGAGGGUGCCUGCGGAGUGAGCUUACUGCUCGUUGCUGUUUGGGGAUCUUGAAACCUACCCUAGAUAACGUUGAAGGAGAGUCUUGGGAGGAACUUGUUACUGCCGAGAUUGGUCAAGGUGCAUAUUCACUUCGCUGGCUUGUUUGGCCGAAAAUAGAUAAAGAUUCAUUGGAUACUUUAUCGAGUGAAUGCCCACGCAUUAUAGUAAAUCCGAAGUCUUCACCCUUUGGCUAUAGAGGGGUGUAUGUUCCAUGUGAAGCAUUGAUGGGAACAGUGCUUGAUGAUUUCAUACUCAAAGAUAUUGAUGCAGGGACAUGGAGCGUUAAAAUUGCAACAUCUUCAUCUGUUGUUAAUUCUAAUGCGUUGCCAAUAGCAGAAAGAUUUAGACUUGCUUUUGCCGAGAGAGAUGCUCGAUUGGCACCAAAACGAGCCAAAAAUGCGAGGCAGCAUAAAAGACGCGCAGAGAGAGAUUGGGUUGCAGUGAGCACUGACGCAAAAGCAAUUGCUCUGGCAAGUAAAACUCAACAGACUUGGAACUAGAAAUGUAACUUGCAUGUGUGCAUAAAUAGAGCCUUGUUAAAAAUGUAAACAAUAUGAGCUUCUCUGUGUAUAUGAAAGAUUGAACAUUUUGGCUGUCUGUAACUGUUUCUUGAACGUAGUUCGGUACAACAUAUUAAGAACCAACUGUUUCUCGAUCCUAGUGUGUGACACGUUAAAAAAUUAAUAAUACUUAUGUUAUUAUAAUA